Messenger RNA from Penicillium verhagenii, 1575 nucleotides. Its product is annotated as GABA permease GabA. The transcript has 15 exons. Gene Ontology annotation, molecular function: transmembrane transporter activity. The record is from RefSeq and is a predicted model, not a curated record. Gene Ontology annotation, cellular component: membrane. Gene Ontology annotation, biological process: transmembrane transport; amino acid transport. Bases 1 to 1575 code for a protein of 524 amino acids. NCBI's taxonomy places the organism in Eukaryota, Fungi, Ascomycota, Eurotiomycetes, Eurotiales, Aspergillaceae.
AUGGAUGAUCCUCCGCUGAAAGAUUAUGAUGUCCAUCCUCAUGGCGAUGAUGAUGCGCAGUUGGCCCAGAUGGGCCACAAGUCGGAAUUGAAGCGUCAAUUUUCCCUGUUGUCGAUGCUGGGUCUGGCAUUUGCUAUUCUAAAUUCCUGGACCGCUUUGUCUGCCAGUUUAUCGCUCAGCCUGCCGUCGGGUGGCAGUUCUAGCGUGGUCUGGGGUCUGGUUACCGCCGGUAUUUGCAAUCUGUGCAUGUCCGCCUCGCUCGCCGAAUUUCUUUCCGCAUACCCUACUGCUGGAGGUCAAUACCACUGGGUGGCUGUCAUUUCCUGGCAGAGAUGGAUGCCCAUCUUGUCAUGGAUUACCGGCUGGGUGAACUGCGCUGGCUGGGUCGCGCUGGUCGCUACCGGUGGUCUGCUGGGCAGUCAGCUGGUUAUUGGCGUGAUUUCAUUGAUGCACUCGAACUAUGUGUCUCAGCGGUGGCACCAGUUCCUGAUCUAUAUCGGGUAUAAUGUUGCUGCAUUCCUCAUUAAUGCCUUUGGCAAUAGCAUCUUGCCUUACUUUAACAAGGCUGCCUUCAUCUGGUCGCUCUCUGGAUUCGGUAUCAUUUGCAUCACGGUUCUCGCCUGUGCCGCGCCAGAUUUCAACUCCGGAGACUUUGUUUUCCGCGAGUUCUUGAACACAACUGGAUGGCCCGAUGGUAUUGCCUGGCUCCUUGGCCUUCUGCAAGGAGGACUUGGUGUUACAGGAUUUGAUGGUGUUGCACACAUGAUCGAAGAAAUUCCCAACCCCUCGGUGGAAGGACCCAAGAUCAUGAUCGCAUGUGUCGGUAUUGGCACAGUGACUGGUACUAUCUUCCUUGUCGUUCUGCUGUUCGUGGCUGGCAGCAUCACCGAUAUUAUCGACUCAUCGGCAGGUCCGCUUUUGGCUAUCCUAUACAAUGCGACUGCCAACAAGGCCGGUGCCAUCUGUCUUUUGGUCUUCCCUCUUGUUUGCAUGUUGUUCGCCACUACUGCUAUCAUGACUACCAGCAGUCGCAUGUGCUAUGCAUUCGCACGUGAUGGUGGUCUGCCCGCAUCGCCGUUCUUCUCCAAGGUUCACCCCAGCUUGAAGGUUCCCCUGAACACCCUCUACCUCAACCUCGCUCUUGUCAUUAUCUUUGGUUGCAUCUUCCUCGGCUCCUCCAGUGCCUUCAAUGCUAUUGUUUCGGCCUCGGUAGUUCUGUUGGAUCUUGCUUAUGGCAUUCCAAUCGCGAUCAACUGCAUCCGGGGACGUAACACCCUUCCCGAACGAUCCUUUGUUCUCCCCAAUGUCCUCGGCUGGGUGUUGAACAUAAUCUCGCUUGUCUACGUUUCUCUCACCACUGUUCUCUUCCUCUUCCCUCCAGAGCUUCCUGCUACUGGCAGUAACAUGAACUACUGUGUCGCCGUAUUCGCCAUUGUGUUCGUCGUUUCUGCCAUCACCUGGAUCUUCGACGGUCGUAAGAACUACGUUGGUCCCCGGAUCGAGUUGGAGAUCCUCUCGGGACAAGUCGGUGAUCAGCCACAACAGCCGGUCCCAAUGGUGGAGCAGAAGAAAUAA